AUGACAGUAUUAAUAUCUGUUUCUUCUAAAUCUCUACCACUUUCUUCAGGUUUGAUCGAGAUUUAUCCCUUGAAUCGCACCACUUUUGUGGACGCUACCCAGGUGAACUUGUCCAUAAUUCCGGACCCCGGCAACCUGGUGCAUGAGCAUCACUGGCUAGUCGUUAAAUGGGCCCAGGUUGGACAUAUCAUUUCUAAUCUCUCAUUGGGAAAAUCAGGUGAGGCCAAUUGGCAGCUGAUAUCCCGCAAUGAUUGGAUGGCAGCGGUGUCUGAAGAAAGUGGAUUUGCCGAUUCUGGACUGAACAAGUCAGCAACCGCUAUUAUUGGAAGAGCCGGACAGCCUACAUAUAAUCCAAAAUAUUACUUUGACCUACCGGGAAACAAUUUGAUCCAGAACAAAGUGAAUUCGAUUGAUGGAGACAUCCGACUAGCACGACGACUCGAGUUCGUGGAUGUAGGGACUCGAUUCCAAUUCUGGUGGAGGCGAGUAUCCACCUGGCCGCAAAAGAGUGAUCCAUCUAACUUGCCAGUUGCCAUGGCCUAUACUCUGGUGAGAGAACUAUAG
Molecule: messenger RNA, 564 nt
Organism: Protopolystoma xenopodis
Lineage: Eukaryota; Metazoa; Platyhelminthes; Monogenea; Polystomatidea; Polystomatidae
Source: the annotation of a GenBank genome assembly